Molecule: messenger RNA, 1822 nt
Organism: Synchiropus splendidus (mandarinfish)
Lineage: Eukaryota; Metazoa; Chordata; Actinopteri; Syngnathiformes; Callionymidae
Product: protein limb expression 1-like
Exons: 6
Coding region: 61-1110 (349 amino acids)
Biological process (GO): autophagosome maturation
Cellular component (GO): cytoplasm
Source: RefSeq, a predicted model, not a curated record
UGAGCAUGAAGUCUGGAUGAGAUUUCUUUUUCGCAUGUAUGGAAUAAACAUUAGAGGAAGAUGAGUAAAGAGGAAGCUGAGGACACCAUCAUGUCAUAUUUGUCCCAAAGUGAGACCGGCAGCAGCCCCACAGACCUGAACGUCGUGGCUCUGCUCCAUAACUUCUGGGAGCAGAAGCAGAGAGGACUGUUGGGUGGGUCGUCCUCUGAGUCUGGAAGUUCUGCUUCUGGAGAAACGGCGUCUCCCAGUGAGAGCCUGUUGCUGUACGAGUCGGCUCCCGCUGCUGGUCCACCGUACGUCUGCUACGUCACCCUGCCUGGUGGAAGCUGUUUUGGGAACUAUAAGGUGUGUGACACACUGGCGGAGGCUCGCAGGGAUGCCGCUCGUGUUGCACUGAUGAACUCUCUGGUUAAUGAAUUGCCGUGCCGUCAGAUCUCGGCGCAGUUUAUAACUCAAAGUUUGCAACAGGCAACAGCUGACUGCCCAGUGUCUAUACAAGAUGCGAGCGACUCCAACACCAGCAUCGGCACCUAUAAUCUGCUCCUACGUUCCUUUCUGGGCAGAACGAUGUUGGAGUUCCAGGAGAUGAUGACGGUGUUCCAGCUGCUACACUGGAACGGAACGCUGAAGGCUCUGAAGGAACGAUGGUGCUCCAGACAGAGUGUCAUCGACUACUAUUCUCAGCGGGGGCUGGACGAGGCCUUGCGCAGUAGCAUGGCUCUGGAUUGGCUUGGACGAGAGCAGCGGUCACCUGGACGACUGGCGGAAGAGCUGCUGGUGGCGCAGAGGGAGCUGGUUUUGGCAAGGCGGAGAGGAAUAGAGUUACGCUUUUAUAAAGAAAAGACAGCAAUCCUGAGUUUGGCUUUAAGUCAAGCUGACUUUCAUCACACACCUCUGGUGCUCAUCCAGCCAUCAGAGCACACGCACAAGGAAGAGCAUCUGCCUUUGCAAACACUUCACAGCCAGGAGGCAGCUCAAAUGACUCCACCCUUCAGUCCCUCUCCAAGCAUCCAUGAAAACUUAAAGCUCUCUCAGGUUGCGAAAAGGUCAUCACUCGCUUCCUCCUCCGGUUCACAAUGGACACACGGGUAUUUUGAUCACAAUGAAUAGACAGCUGGACUUGUGACUCAGAGGAAGUGGAAGUGCUGUGUCAUUCAUUUCACACAGAUAAGAAUAGAAAAGAGUGACAGUGGACAGUAUACAUGCUAGAAGUUGAAUACACAGGAUUUCCACUCUGAAGUGGUUUGAUGUUUGAAGUGAUGCAUGAACACUUUGAUGUCAAUCCUGCAAGAUCUAGCAAGAAAUGGAUGUAGCUGGAUGUAGACAUUUUUAUAGUCAUUUUACAUAAUGUCACGCAUUAGGACUAUAGGAGAGCAAGACAAGUUAACAAAAAUGUAGUGACAAAUGUUAAAUGUUAUUUUAUGGCACCAUCAGUUCAAAGGUUGAAUAAUGACUGUUUAUGAAUGUACAAAUAAAGGAAUUAACCUAUAUACCAAUAAAAAUUGUUGAUUAGAAAAAAAAACAUUAUAUUAAGGUACUUGGUAGAAAGAAAAAUAGCAAAGAUUACUGAAAAGUGGAAGAACAAAAAGACAUUAUAGAUAGAUAUGAUUAGAUUCGACACGACCAUUGGAACAUUUAGGACUGGAAUGAUCACUCUCCACAGUGGAACACACAGGUUCGACAGUUUCCUUUGAACUAAUGCCCUAUUAAAGAAGCUUAUGUUGGCCCACUACGAAGGUGGUGGCCCCCAUCAUUUUGUUUUCGGUGUAUGGAAAAAAAAAUGUUUCAGUUCAAUGUUCAAAAAUGUAUUUGCAUAAAGAUA